Messenger RNA from Epinephelus lanceolatus (giant grouper), 701 nucleotides. The record is from RefSeq and is a predicted model, not a curated record. NCBI's taxonomy places the organism in Eukaryota, Metazoa, Chordata, Actinopteri, Perciformes, Serranidae.
GUGUAGUGUGUUCAAAUGCAACUGUAACCGUAACGUGCUACAAUAAACUGUUCAACGGAGCUGUUAGACGACCAAAAGCCAAAAUGACUGACAGGAAGGCAGUGAUAAAGAAUGCAGACAUGUCUGAAGAGAUGCAGCAGGAUGCUGUGGACUGUGCCAUGCAGGCUAUGGAUAAGUACAACACUGAGAAGGAUAUCGCCGCCUUUGUCAAAAAGGAGUUUGACAAGAAGUACAACCCCACAUGGCACUGCAUAGUCGGGAGGAACUUUGGCAGCUAUGUGACACAUGAGACGAAGUAUUUCAUCUACUUCUACCUGGGCCAAGUGGCCAUUCUACUCUUCAAGUCGGGCUGAAAUCCAAACAUGCCCUCCCAAAACUACUUUAAAUUCAGCCUACAAUAUUUCUGUGCCAUGCUGUACAUUGGCUACCACCUUUAUGCAGACAUGCCUACCUCCUGGUUUCCAGCUUGCAUCAGUCUGUUAUAGUUUGCCACCUACAACACUACAACCAUCGCUGAAUGGCGCUUUAGUCAUGCCUGGACUGGUGAUGUGCCAUUUGUAGAAAAUGCCAAUUUCAAACUACUCUCCAUUCCAGCACUCAGUCAGCAUUUUCACAUCUGACAGACUCACCAUGAUGCAUAGUUUCUGCGUAUUGUUUUUGCUGUGCGUUGAUGCACAGGCCUUGUACAUUGUUUCAUAUCA